Messenger RNA from Alexandromys fortis (reed vole), 634 nucleotides. RefSeq names its product securin-like. Gene Ontology annotation, cellular component: nucleus; cytoplasm. NCBI's taxonomy places the organism in Eukaryota, Metazoa, Chordata, Mammalia, Rodentia, Cricetidae. Bases 1 to 492 code for a protein of 163 amino acids. Gene Ontology annotation, biological process: chromosome organization; homologous chromosome segregation. The record is from RefSeq and is a predicted model, not a curated record. The transcript has 3 exons.
AUGGCCAGUCUGGUCUUUGUUGAUAAGGAUAACAAAGACCGAGGCAGCCCUUUGGCAUCCAAAGAUGGGUUGAAGCUGGGCUCUGGUAUCGAGGCCUUAGAUAGGAAAUUGCAGGUCUCAGUACCACAAGUUGGCAAAGUAUUCAAUGCUCCAGCCUUGCCUAAAGCCGGCAGAAAGGCUCUGGGAACUGUCAACAGGGUUAUAGGAAAGCCGGUGGAGACUAACAGGCCCCUCAAACAAAAACUGCCAACUUCGACUGCCAAGAAGAUCACCGAGAAGCCUGCUAAGACCAAAAGCUCUGUUCCUGCUUCUGAUGACACCUACCCAGAAAUAGAAAAGUUUUCCCCUUCAGUCCUCCAAGAUUUUGAGAGUUCUGACCUGCCUGAGGAGCAGCAGAUUGCACAUCUCGCCUUGAAUGGAGUGCCUCUCAUGAGCCUGAGCGAGGAAAGUGUGGUUGAGAAGCUGCUGCACCUGGACCCCCUUCACCGCUGAAGACACCCUUUCUACCAUGGGAAUCCGAUCCACUGCAGUCUCGUCCCAGCCUUCUCUCCACCCUGGAUGUUCAACUGCCACCUGCUUGUUACAAUGCAGAUCUUUUACCUUUUAUUCCUUUAUGGUUUGUGUAUAUUGCAGU